Molecule: messenger RNA, 9990 nt
Organism: Gadus chalcogrammus (walleye pollock)
Lineage: Eukaryota; Metazoa; Chordata; Actinopteri; Gadiformes; Gadidae
Product: dmX-like protein 1
Exons: 50
Coding region: 650-9895 (3081 amino acids)
Biological process (GO): vacuolar acidification
Cellular component (GO): RAVE complex
Molecular function (GO): protein binding
Source: RefSeq, a predicted model, not a curated record
CUAAGUUAUUAUUGCAUUUUCCUUCAAUUGUGCCAGCGUUACGUGUUUGCUCGGGUGAUGCUGUGCUGUGUUGACUGGCUACACUUGACAGCUAGCUAACUUGAAAUUAGCUUCCUUGUUCAGGAUCUAGAGUUUGCGUAUGUGACUGCCGAGAAGAUGUUGAUGGUUUGGCUAUACAUAUGUAUGUACAUGCCUUCCGAUGAGCUUCCUAUAAUACUGUUGAAUUGUGUGACAGGCUGAUGUUAUAACAUUAAGCUGACUUGUCUCUCGGCAGUACGUGGGAAUGUUGACUGUGAUCACGUGAGUUGCAACAGGGAAGUGAACAGUACUGGAAGUAAAUAGUGCAGGAGAGUCCCUCGUUUAAAAUACUAGUGGUUUGCAACCUAAGUCUAUAUGCAACUGGUAGCAAGAUAGUCGAGUUAGACCGACUUUUGUGCUUUCUACUCUGCUCCUAAAGGACGGAGGGAUGGCCCACUAACUUUGGCUUUCUUCAACAUCGGGUUCCAGGAUUACUUUUGUACAUUUUGGUUUCAUUCAAAGAUGACUUUGUCAUUACCCUGGUUUUGCACAUACAUCACGUAGAUCUGGAAAGAGAGGAUUAAUACUGCACUAGGCCAGUGCCGCACAUGGUGUGGGUGAAACUUAAGUCAUGAACCUCCAUCAAGUCCUCACAGGGGCAGUCAAUCCAGGGGACAACUGCUUCUCCGUGGGGAGUGUCAAUAAUGUGCCAUUCACGGCCUAUGCGUCCGGUUGUGACGUGGUGAUCUUGGGAAGUGACUUUGAGCGGCUGCAGAUCAUUCCCGGGGCAAAGCAUGGUAACAUCCAAGUGGGAUGCGUGGACUGCUCCCUGGACGGAGGCCGGAUUGCAGCUUCAUAUGGAGGCAUUGUUUGUGUGUUUGAGCCCGUGGGGCGGACUGAUCCGAAAUCCACGACACCACCGAAGUUGGAGUUCCAGUGGCAGAAAAGUGGCCAAAUAGUUCUCCAGUCAAUAGUGAGGAACCUUGCCUGGCACCCCUCAGGGAGGUAUCUGUUGACAGGCUCCAACAGCCUCCAGUUGUGGUCCAACAGCGCUAGGCCAGGUGCUGACCAUGAGGAGGAAGGGAAGCCCACAGAGCUGACCAUUGACAGCCCUCCGUCUCCAUGGAGGUGCAUCUGGCUCAGCAGGACAGCAUCACCCGUCAAUCUGAUGAAGUUCUCUCCUGAUGGAGAAUUCUUUGCCACAGCUGGACUUGAUGACUGCCUGGUGAAGGUAUGGUACAGCACCAUUAAGUGGCAGUCGGGAGUGUCCAGCCUCUUCACACCCCCGGAGGCGGGCUCAGCCCAUGGAGAGCUGGCCUUCUCCUUCGUCUACCUGGCCCAUCCACGCUCCGUCACUGGCUUCUCCUGGAGGCAGACUAGCAAGUACAUGCCCCGAGGGUCGGUGUGUAGCGUGCUGCUCACCUGCUGUAAGGACAGCGUGUGUCGCCUCUGGGCCGAGACCCUCCUGCCCGACGACAGUCUCCUCUCCAGUCACCAUAACAACCACGCCACCGGUCAACAGGGUGACCCGCCGCGACCGUCUGGGCCCUGCAGGAAGAACGGCUCCGAGGAGGGGUCACAGGGAAGGGCACCGCUGCAGCUCAACCUGCAGGACUCCUAUGGGAUGCCUUCUUUCCAUGGCGUGGCCCAUCCCUCUGUUACAGGCUGCCUGCCCCACCUGAACGGGAGGCACUACAGCCACAAAUCAGGCAGCAACAGCCUUCCCCAUGCCAACGCUCUGUGUCACUUCCACAUCGCAGCCAGCAUCAACCCAGCCACAGAUAUCCCCCUGCUCCCCUCCAUCUCCUCUCUAUGUGGGGGAGACGAUGAGGAACCGGGAGGGCCCUUCACAGUCCACUGGCUGAACAACAAGGAGCUCCACCUCACUCUGGCCAUGGAGGUCUUCCUCCAGCAGCUCCGGGGCAGUCUGGAGAACGAGGCUGAGCCUACACGGGAAGAGCCAGAAGAGGAAGUCAACUCUGAUGAUGCAGACGCUACCUCAACUGAACCCAAGGGGUCUGAAAGGCGGUCCUCGGAGCUGGCGGCAGUGGAGCACCGGGUGGAGGUGUUGCUGGCGGAGUGGAACAAAGGGGCGGACAUGUUGUUCAGCAUCCACCCUAUGGACGGCUCCCUGUUGGUCUGGAACGUGGACUGGCUGGAUGAAUACCAGCCAGCCAUGUACAGACAAGCUCAGGUGUCCUUCGUGUCCCGCAUCCCGGUGGCGUUCCCCACCGGCGACGCCAACACCUUGAGCCGCAGCGUCACCAUGUACGCCUGCAACAAGAACGUGGACCUGGCCGUCCAACACUGCCGGCAGUGGCCGUGCAGAGGCACGCUGCCCCGCUCCACCUCCGCCCUCAUCAGCUACGGCGGUCAGGGCAAGGCGGCGUCCGGCAGCAGCCUCCGCCUCAGCAUCUUCACGCCCAACGUGCUCAUGAUCUCCACGCACGCCGACGGCUCCCUCAACCAGUGGGCGGUGAGCUUCGCCGAGGACUCGGCCUUCUCCACCGUGCUCAGCGUCUCGCACAAGUCGCGCUACUGCGGCCACCGCUUCCACCUCAACGACCUGGCCUGCCACUCGCUGCUGCCGCUGCUGCUCACCACCUCGCACCACAACGCCCUCUGCACGCCCGACGUGGACCGGCUGGCGCCGCCGCCGCCUGGCGCCCGCCCCUCAGGCCUCUCCCGGGCCGCCCCGGCCGGACGGGGCCCGCGCCCCAGCCGGGUGUCCCUGGGCGUGGUCUCCCAGGACCCCAACGCAAUCUACAGUGAGCUGAUCCUGUGGAGGGUGGACCCCGUGGGGCCGCUCUCCUUCUCAGGAGGGGUCUCGGAGCUGGCCCGGAUCAACUCUCUGCAUGCUUCCGCCUUCGCCAACGUGGCUUGGCUCCCGGCGCUCAUCCCCAGCAACUGUUUGGGGGCGUAUUGCAACUCUCCCAGUGCCUGCUUUGUAGCCAGUGACGGUCAUUCACUCAGACUGUACCAGGCUGUUAUUGAAGCCAAGAAACUCCUCAGUGAGCUGUCCAACCCUGACAUAUGUAAAUAUGUUGGGGAGGUGUUUAACAUCAUCAGUCAACAGUCCACAGCCAAACCUGGUUGUGUUAUUGAGCUGGAUGCUAUCACUGACUUUCAGGGGAAGGAGACCCAGCUACUCCAUGUGUUUGAAGAGGACCUCAUUCUGGGCAAUGACGAUGGGAACCAAACUGCCACCGAAUUCCCUGUCACUGCUCAAUCCGACUGUCAAACUGGCUUCUCCGCGCGGUUCUUCCUGGUCGUGGUCGAGUUCACCCAGACAGGCCGCUCCCUUCUCCACAUGUGGCAUCUCCACCUGGCCGCGCGGCCCGUCACCAUGGAAGACACCCCAGAGAAGGUCGCAGCGUCCUCAAAGUCCUCUCCGCCACUCCGCUCCCCGCUGCCCCAGAGGACAAAGGCCUGCACCUCCAGCCUGCAGAGCGCCAGCCGGCUCCACCUCACCACCCACAGGCUGUACAGCCAGGAGAUGCCCCUCCCUGCUGGGGUGGAGGUCAUCACAGUGACCCCCUCGGCAGGUCACUUGAGUGCCUCCUCCUUGCUGCCAGCUGGCCGUGCACCGUACCUCUUUGCCACAUCCUGCUCAGAUGGAAAAGUGCGCUUCUGGAAGUGCAGCGUCGCGGCAGCAUCGCCCUCGGAAACGACCAAGCUAGGCUACCAUUGGGAGGAGUGGCCGCUGCUCGUGGAGGAGGGACUGGCCAACUGCAGUGCAGUGACCAUCCCGGGACGGCCAAUAGAGAUCAGUUGUUGUCAUAACAGUCGCAUCGCCGUGGCUUACAGGCAGACGCCGAACGCGGCGGUGAACUCCAGCCCGCAGAUGAACUCUCAGCCAUCCUUGAGCAUUCCCCCUACAAUAUCUUCCACUCCUUACAUGAACGCUAAACCCAUCAUCAAGCCCAGCCACGCCACAAACCAAACUCCGAACAUCAUUCCCAACCCCUACUCCACUAGCAACAGGGAAUCGUUAGUCCACAUCAGUGUUUUCCAAUGUGAAUCCACGGGGGGCUCACAGUGGGUCUUUGAGCAGACGCUGGUCCUCGACAGUAACGGCUCCACCGCCCCCCCUCAGAGCAACGGCAGCACAGCGCGGAGCCCCGACGCGGAGCUCUCCCCGCCCACCGAGAACAGCCUCACGUGCACCGGGAAGAACCUAGUGCAUUUGGACUGGGUGUCCCAGGAGGACGGGUCCCACAUCUUAACGGUCGGCAUCGGGACCAAGCUCUACAUGUACGGCCCUCUCUCGGGCACGCCCCCGGAGGUGUGCAUGUCGUCCGACCGGAACCAACACGCGUCCCGCCUGGUGCUGCUGCGGUCCGUGGACCUGGUGUCCUCGGUGGAGGGCUCCCCGCCCAUCCCCGUCUCCCUCUCCUGGGUGCGCGACGGCAUCUUGGUGGUGGGGAUGGACUGCGAGAUGCACGUCUACUCCCAGUGGCAGCCGCCCGCGCCGCCCAGGGCCAUCGCCGCCGCCGGCCCCGAGGACCUGAGCAGCAGCGUGUCCUCGCUCCUCUCGGCCGUGCGGCAAAGCCAGGAGGAGGCGCUGAGUCCAGGGGGAGGCCUGUCCACGCUGGCCCCGCCCAAGAAGGGCCUGACCCGCUCCAUGACGAGCCUGGCGCAGAAGCUGAGCGGGAAGAGGACGGCGUACGACCUCCCCGUGGAGAUGGAGGACUUUGGGCUGUUUGAGGCCGCCCACCAGCUCUUCCCCACCCUGCCCCAGUACCACCCCGUGCAGCUGAUCGAGCUCAUGGAUCUGGGAAAGGUUCACCGGGCCAAGGCCAUUCUGUCUCACCUGGUGAAGUGCAUCGCGGGCGAGGUCGUGACUCUCAAAGACAACGCCAGCCACCUGAACAAACGAGUGCGAUCUCGGACCAUCAGCGCCGGAGGCAGCACGGCCCGGGACAACAAGAUGUUCAUGAAGGGAGAGGGCUCCCCUCCGGACUACACCGAGAUCAACUCCAUCCCCCCCCUGCCUCUCUACGCUCUGUUGGCAGCCGACCAGGACACCCUCCCCAAAACGGUCACCACGGGGAGCGUAGGCGGCGACAGCGGGCACGGGUCCAGUCAGACCGAUGCCUAUGACGAGCUGUUCCACCUGCCCAGCACGGCUGACCUGGAGCCUCUGGACAGUGAUCAAGAGGAGGCCGUGAAUAAGGUGAUCGACCUGUCCCAGUACAGCCCCACGUUCUUCGGACCCGAGCACGCCCAGGUGCUGUCCAACCACCUGAUCCACUCCAGCCUGCCGGGCCUCACCAGCAUGGAGCAGAUGUCCCUCAUGGCGCUGGCCGACACCAUCGCCACCACCAGCACCGACCUGCGGGACAGCCACAACCGCAAAGGUGGAGAGACCCUGGAUGAUUGUGGCCUGAGGUUCCUGCUGGCUGUCAGGCUGCAUACCUUCCUCUCUACCUCUCUUCCUCCUGCACAUAGGGCCCAACUGUUACGGCAAGGCCUGUCCACGUGUCACUUUGCCUGGGCCUUCCACUCGGAGGCGGAGGAGGAGCUGCUGAACAUGCUGCCCGCCCACCAGAGAGGGGAACCCAGCUGGACCGAGCUGCGCUCGAUGGGCCUGGGCUGGUGGCUCCGCAGCACCAACAAGCUGCGACGGUGCAUCGAGAAGGUUGCUAAGGCUUCCUUUCAAAGAAACAACGAUCCCUUGGAUGCUGCCAUUUUCUACCUUGCCAUGAAGAAGAAGGCGGUGGUCUGGGGACUGUACAGGUCUCAGAACAACCCUAAGAUGACAGACUUCUUCAGCAAUAACUUCAACGAGGAUCGGUGGAGGAAGGCGGCAUUGAAGAAUGCCUUCUCUCUGCUGGGGAAGCAGCGGUUCCAACACUCCGCCGCCUUCUUCCUGCUGGCUGGUUCCCUCAAGGAUGCUGUGGAGGUGUGCGUAGAGAAGAUGCAGGACAUACAGCUGGCCCUGGUCAUCUCCAGACUGUACGAGUCUGAGUUCGGGACGGCCCCCACCUACAAAAAGAUCCUCCAGAGGCACAUCUUGGGACAAGACAAACAGAUCGAGGCCCACCCAGACCCAUUCCUCUGCAGCAUGGCCCACUGGGUGCUAGAGGACUACAGCAGCGCCCUGGACACUCUCCUCCAACAGCCUGCUGCCGACCCUGGGAGCCCUGGGACCGCAUCAGAGACCAGCCCCUCCUCCACGUCUCCGUGCAACCCCGAGGUGUUCAACUUCUACACCUACCUCCGCACGCACCCGCUCCUCCUGAGGCGCCACCUGGGCUCCUCGGACAAGGCCAAGGUGGGCCUGACCACGGAGGGCCGCCGGGCGGACUCCAUCAGCCUGGUGGAGCGCCGGCUGUUCUUCACCGCCGCCCACGCUCACCUGCAGGCCGGCUGCCCCAUGCUGGCCCUGGAGGUGCUCUCCAAGAUGCCCAAGGUCCACAAACGCUCGAGCCCGCUCCGACAGGACGGCGGCAGUGGCGGCGGCAGCGCCGGGACCGCCACACCGGCGGGAGCCAGCGACGACGGCAACGGCGGGAAAGACAUGGACUGGUCUCAGCCGGUUUUGAACGGUUACGAGUCGCACGGCGGGAGCCUGUCCAACAGCCGGUCGGAAUCGGUGCUCAGCUUCGACUGGAGUCAGCCGUCGCUGACGCAGCCCGAUGAAGCCCUGGAGAUCAAGUGGGAGAGCGACAAGGAGGACGACGAGGAAGACGUCAGCGAUAAGAGCGGCGCCGCGGGCAACCGCAGCGUGUUCCAGAGCGCACAGGACUCGGCGUCGCCGCUCACAGAGGCGGCGUCGGCGGCGGAGGACGGCGACGACUUCCUGACGCCGUCGGAAGACAUCUCGGCCGCCCAGCUGAAGUUCCACGCCUGUCUGAAGAUCCUGACCAACGAGCUGAGGACUCUGUCCACAGGCUACGAGCUGGACGGGGGGAAGCUGCGCUACCAGCUCUGCCAGUGGCUGGAGAAAGAGGUGGUGGCUCUCCAGCAUUGCUGCAGCUACAGGCCCUGUCUCACAGAGCUGGCCGUCCCAGACGUCCCCGGCUUGGACCCUGGGUCUGGAACAGCAGAAGACCAGCAGGUGGGGAGCCCGUGUGGCCAGAGCCAGCGCAGUCGGCGUCUGUGGCUCCAGACCAACCAGCCCCUGCUCCGGAUGUUCCUGAGCUACUGCAGCCUCCACGGCUCCCACGGUGGAGGGCUGGCCUCCGUACGCAUGGAGCUCAUCCUGCUGCUGCAGGAGUCUCACCAGGACGAGUCCAUCCAAUCGCCCGUGGCCCCCUGCCCGCCACCCGCCUCCAUUCCACUCCUAUUGGCUUGCACAGCCAAUGCCAAGACAGUAGUAGCCAAUCCCAUUGUGCACCUGACCAACCUGGCCCAAGACAUCUUACACACCAUUACCUCCCUGGACUCCCCUCCACACCCGGACGUAGUCAACAACGAGAUUUACGUGAUGCACACCCUGGCUGCAUCGCUGUCGGCCUGCAUUUAUCAAUGUCUCUGUGAUGGACACUACAGUCAAAUGAACCAGUUCACGGGCAUCGUGUACCAGAGUGUGCUGCUGUCUGGGAGGCAGCCCGGGAGGACCGUCAGCAUGGACGAGGCGGUGCAGCCCAACACCACCCCCGCUCAGUGGCCAGGCAUCGCCUCUCUGAUCCGCCUGCUGAACUCGGCCGGGGAGGAGAGCCAGCCGGGUCUGGGCGUGCUGCUCUGUGAGAUCCUCACCGCCGUCUACCUCAGCCUGUUCGUCCACGGCCUCGCCACUCACUCCUGCAACGAGCUGUUCCGCAUCGUGGCGCACCCCCUCAACAGCAGGCUGUGGGUGGCCGUGUUCGGGGGAGGGGUCAAGACCCCCGUCGUCGAGAGGCUCAACGGGCCGCAGGCGUUCUCCCCACCAGAUUCGCCUUCAAAUGACAGCUCAGAAAGGAAGUCGAGGCGCUUCAGGAUGAUGUCGUCGCGCAGCAGCUCCAAGGAAGAGGCGGGGCUACAGAGGGAGGGGUCAGCCAGCCCAGCCAGCCUCCGUUCCCCCUCCGUAGUGGAGCGGGAAGCAGCCUCCAUCUUCAAGGAACGCUUUGUCCCGCCCGACCUCAGCAUUUGGGACUACCUUAUUGCCAAGCCCCACCUCCCGCCGUCUGAGGAGCGGGAGGAGUACGACUCGGAGGACAGUCACAAUAGCCAGGACGAAGAUGACGAUGACGAGGACUAUGAGGACAUCUUCGACCCCAACUCCCCCUUGAGAGAGCACUCCAACAACAACUCCUACAGCUGGUGUCUGAUGCGUCUGGCGAUGGUGCAACUGGUUGUGAUCAACCUAAAGUCCUUCUAUCCCAUGGCCGGACAUGACCUCAUAGAUCUGCCCGUGGGCUCGCCGCUGUGCCACGCGGCGCUGAAGAGCCUGCAGUGCUGGGAGCAGGUGCUGCAGAAGAGGCUGGAGCUCUACGGAGGCCCUCCCUCCAAGUACAUCGUCACCUUCUCCCAGGAGGACACGGCCGCCCCCGGGCCGGCCCUCCUCAGACACAAGGCUCUGUUUGAACCCUCCAACACGCCGUUCAGCUCUGCGCACCACUCUGCACUGCCGGUGAAGCGGCUGUGGCAGUUCCUGGUGAAGCAGGACUACGUCCAGGACACCUUCAUCAGGAACAUCUUCACCAAGAAACGAGGGCCCAACGAGAUGGAGACAGACUCGAGUUCCGCUGUGGGAAAAGCCCGCAUCAUCCACAAAGAGUCUGACAUCAUCACAGCCUUCGCCAUCAAUAAGGCCAAUCGGAACUGUCUGGUCAUGGCGUCGACCCAUGACAUUCAGGAGCUGGACGUGUCUUCCAUCUUGGCGACGCAGAUCCUGACCUGGAUCGAUGAAGAUGUCGAGCCGGAGGCCAAGAAUACGGGCGGAGAUGAUUUCCUCGUGGUCCAGUCCCGUGACGACUUCGGCACGCUCCACGGCACCACGCCGUACACCCACAGUUCCCCCGGCACGCCCAUCAACAUGCCCUGGCUCGGAGGCGUGCAGACGGGCAGGGGGGCCUCCGUGCUGAUCAAAAGAAACAUCAACAACGUGAGGAGGAUGACUUCCCAUCCCACGCUGCCGUACUACCUGACGGGCGCCCAGGACGGCAGCGUGAGGAUGUUUGAGUGGGGCCACUCCCAGCAGAUCAUCUGCUUCAGGAGCCCGGGGAACUCCAGAGUCACCAGGAUACGCUUCAACCACCAAGGGAACAAGUUUGGGAUCGUGGAUGCGGACGGAGGCCUGAGUCUCUGGCAGACCAACACCAGCGGCACGGCGCCCAAGCCCUACUUGACCUUGCAGUGCCACAACAAGACGGCUCAUGACUUUGUGUUCGCCGGCUCGUCCUCCCUCAUUGCCACGGCGGGCCUGUCCGCGGACAAUAGGAACGUCUGUCUCUGGGACACUCUGGUGACGCCCCUCAACAGCCUGGUCCACGCCUUCUACUGCCAUGAGUCGGGGGCCACGGUGCUGGCCAUGGCGUCCCGGCUCCAGCUGCUGAUCACGGGGGGCAGGAAGGGCUUCCUCAGCGUGCUGGAGCUGGCCCACAGGCGCCAGCGCCGCAGCUUCCAGGCCCACGACUCGCCGGUCAAAGCCCUGACCGUGGACCCCAGCGAGAGCUCCUUCGUCAGCGGCUCAGCCGAGGGGAACAUCAAGGUCUGGAGCCUGGCCGACCAGACUCUGCUCCACAACUUCCCCAGCGAGCACGCGCGCCAGUCGCUGUUCCGCAACCUGGGCACGGGCGUCAUGCAGCUGGAGGCGGGGCCCACCAAUCACGUCUUCUCGUGCGGCGCCGACGGCACCAUGAAGAUGAGGGUCCUGCCCGACCGCUACAACAUCGCCGCCAACAAAAAUCACCACGGCAACCUCAGGAGCGACGUCAAGUUCGUCAUAUAGCGCGCGGCCCCGGGGGGGGCCAAUCCCCACGGCUCAUUCCAGCUUCGGGGUUCCGAGGUCGCCCCCGGGCGACUUCCAUUCAGAGUGCUUCGAGG